This is a messenger RNA of Pezoporus flaviventris, 1387 nucleotides long. Its product is annotated as mas-related G-protein coupled receptor member H-like. Gene Ontology annotation, biological process: G protein-coupled receptor signaling pathway. The coding region runs from base 441 to 1355 and encodes 304 amino acids. The record is from RefSeq and is a predicted model, not a curated record. The transcript has a single exon. Gene Ontology annotation, cellular component: membrane. Gene Ontology annotation, molecular function: G protein-coupled receptor activity. Lineage: Eukaryota; Metazoa; Chordata; Aves; Psittaciformes; Psittacidae.
CCUCACCACCUGACCCAUGAUCCUGCAGAAACGCCCCAAAGAGCAGCUCUGUUCGGAGGAGAGGCGAGGAGGACGUGGAGACCCUGGUUCUCCUCAUCGGAGAAGACUGUGGCAAGGAGCACCAGAGGGAAGGAACUGCUUGGACGCCCGGGCAGUCAGCCCGUGGAAAGGUAGGGAUGGGACCAGAGAUGCUCGCGUCUCCCUGGAGCUCCCAGCCUUUCCCUGCUCCCAUUCUCAUCCACCCUCAGGGUGCCUGGAUCCCCUCCAUCCUCCACAGUGACCCCCAUCCCAUCAUUAGUGGGUAACACCUCCCCAGCCCUCCUGUCACCCCCCUGUCCCCAGCCCUUCUGAGCCACCUCACUGGACCCCUCAUCCUGACACAUCCCAUUAACUCCCCAUCUGCUCUGACCACAGCCAGGAAUCACAUCCCACCUCCUGCCAUGGAGCUGAACCAGACAUUCCCAUCCCCAUCACCCGUGCUGGAGACUGAUGGAGAGAACCCAUGCAGGAUAGACAUCACCGAUGUGGCUAUGGACACUGUCACGCUGCUCAUCUGCCUCUGUGGGCUGGUGGGGAAUGGGGCUGUGCUCUGGCUCCUUGGCUUCUGCAUCAGCAGGAACCCAAUCACCACCUACAUCCUCAACCUGGCUGUGGCCGACUUCACCUUCCUCCUCUUCAUGGUCACCUCAGUCCUUCUCUACAUGAUGGAGAACAUCUUCUGCUCCACUGUGGUGGCUCUGGUGUACCAGAGGCCACUUUUCCUGCUCUCGCUGUUGUCCUACAACAUGGGCCUGUAUCUCCUGAUGGCCAUCAGCAUCGAGAGGUGCUCGUCCAUCCUCUGUCCGCUCUGGUACCGCUGCCACCGCCCUCAGCGCUUGUCAGCCCUGGUGUGUGUCCUGCUCUGGGCCCUCUCCAUCACUGUCAUUGCUGCAGUGACAUCUCUGUGCCUCUUGCAUGAGGAUGAUCACUGCCGCGUGGCUCUCAUCUCCAUGUACGUCCUCAACUUCCUCAUCUUUGCCCCACCCAUGGUCGCUUCCAAUGUGAUCCUCUUCAUCAAGGUCCAGUGUGGCUCCCAGCAGCGCCAACCCAAGCGGCUCUACAUCGUUAUCUUCCUCACCGUCCUCUUCUUUCUCAUCUUCGGGGUUCCCCUCAGCGUCUGGAACUUCCUGCUGCAGUUUGGCUUCGCGGCUGUGCCUUCCCAGGCUGUUUUCCUGCUCGCCUGCAUCAACAGCAGCAUCAACCCCUUCAUCUACUUCCUGGUGGGGAGCUGCCGGAGGCGCUGCUCCGUGGUGCCCCUGCAGGUCGCCUUCCGGAGGGUCUUCGAGGAGGCGGGGAUCACCACGAUCUCCCCUUAAGAGCCACUGUGCUUGUGCCGGCUGUGUUGAGA